Chilo suppressalis (striped riceborer) is the source of this 4404-nucleotide messenger RNA. Lineage: Eukaryota; Metazoa; Arthropoda; Insecta; Lepidoptera; Crambidae. The record is from the annotation of a GenBank genome assembly.
GUGUGACUCUGUGUUGUAGACGAAAAAUAACGAAAAUAUUGUUUUGUAUUUGUUUACGUUUGUGUACAAUUUUUAGGUUUCUAUUAAAAAAAUAUGUGUCUAAUAAAGCUUGUUACAAUUACAGUACAACUUUGUUUUCGCGUUGUCUAAUGCGAAUUAAUAAAUUAUGUCUAUAUUUUAUUCGGUCUUGUGGUAUCCCUACUCUAUUUUCUAAGGAUUAAGAAAUUGUAAUUAUCUCGAUUAAGAGGUGAAAAAUGUCGGAGGUGGACAAAUUGAAACGUCGUGUUAUUAGAACAGUGGCGAAAAUGACCCGUCAGGAGAAGAAGCCUGAACAAGAAAUAUGGGACUUUCUCAAAGCUGAGACCAAAUGUGAUUGCAAACUGUUAAUGGAACACAUGCGCAGUCUUACAAUUAAGAAAAUUAACCGUCUCCUGAUUGCUGAGGAUAAAAAGGAGAACAUCAUUCCUAAGUCAAGAAUGAAACUCACGGACUGGCUUCUUUUUGACAUGUUGCUGGUGCAUGAGGACAUUGACGUCAUUGGCGAGGAUCUAGAUAUCGAAGAGGACUUGCAACCGCUGUCGAGCCUCUUGGCUCUCGUGCAGGAGUUGCAGAUCGAAGGCAAGCAGGGAGAGGCGCUUGCACAAGCCUGGACAGCCGCAACCAUGGCCUACAACAAGGAUGGAAGAAAAUGUUCACCGAUGCUUUUGCAACGACGAUGGUACCAAUUAAAAAGAAUAUCUAGGUUGAAAUUCUUCAAGUUAUGGCAGUCUUGCCGGGACAAUACCCAGAAGUUGAGCACAUGCAAGGACGUCAUGCCUACCGAACUGCAGAAGGAGGUCGCUAAAAGAUAUCCCCAUAUUGUAACUAAACCCUUUAUGGAAUGGAACAAACUCAUCGAGUGGAAAUAUGUCAUAUUAUCUGAUGAAAUGGAAAAAAAUAUCAGGACUAAAAUUCAGCAGACCCCUAGUAUGAUGAAUAACGGAGAUUUAGAUUUCUUUGAACCUUAUAUUAAUACUAUCGACUUGGAUGCUGCUGAUUCUGAUAAAGAGAAAGAUGAACCAUGUAAAGAUUCGUCUGACGAACGUUUUCUACAGACAGAAGUAACAGUUAAAAUCGAAACUGUAGAGAAAAUAGCAACAGUCAAUAAAGAACCUUUAGUAAAAAAGACGUAUGCGAUGCGAUUAUUGGAAAGUUUUCCCAAUAUUGAUAAUGUGAAUUUUACUAUGGACCAUUCGGUUUAUGCGCCUGAAGGGAAUAAAAGCUUACAUAUUGAGGAAGGAAAUGAAAUGAUGGAAAUUAAUACUGAAGAAGUAAAAUCGCAAAACCAUAUGGAUCAUAUGGAUGAAAAUAAUAUGUACCAAGACUUAACUAAUGAAAAUAUACAUUCAUGUCAAGACGAUAUUGUACCCGUUAAAUCAGAAAAUAUUGAUUUAGAAAAGGACGAUGAGUAUUUAGAUACAGAUUGGGAUUUAAAACCUGAAAAAAUAAAUGAUACAACAGUGAUGCCUCACAUAAUCAACGUAAUUGAUCACGUCAGUGUUACAGAAGAACUUGUAAAAAAAUCAAUGAAAGAUAAAGACUCAGUACAUUCAAUGUCAGUUGCUGAUAUGUCUUUGGUAAGCAACCCUUCUGAGUCGAUUAGUAUAGACGAUGAAUCCGAUAGAAGCAUACAUGAUAAAUUUAAAUCUUUCUUAAACUGUCAAAAGAAAUCUCAGAAUACAGAAAGUGAUGGUUUAAAUGUACAACUGAUCCAUAAAAAUACAGAGAUAUCACACAAUGAUAAUUUUAGAAAUGGCAAUCUCAGUCUUAAUAUGGCUAUUCCUGUUGGUUUGACGUUCGCAGAUGAUGGACUUGAAUUUGUUGAUGAUGGCAUAGUGCCUAAUGACAACGAAGAUGUCAUAAAGCCUAUUCGUGAAAGUGAUAUAAAAGCCGGAAAAAAUGUUGAUUUAUUUCAAGAAAUUGAUAGUGACUUGAACGAUGACUGCAAAAAAGAGGGCGCGAUAAUUGAUUUUAAAUUAUUGUUGCGACCUGUGGUUUACACGACUAGACUAGAUCAAAUGGCUGUUUUUCGAAAUUCCGAAAUUGACAAUGUAAGGGACAUAAACAUUAUCAAUUGUGCUCUUGUUGAAAGUAAACCCAUAAUUAAAGAAGAAAAGGAGGAGGAAGUGAAUGAUGACUUGCCACAGGACAAAUCAAAAGAUAGCGACAAUGAGGAGUCUGAAAAUGCAACGAGUGAAUCAGAUGAUAUCCUGACUGAUAUGAGAGUGAGGUUAUCCAGUAGCAUAUUACAAAAACCUAGAAGUCGUAGUUACAAUUCUAUACAACUUUGCAAAAAUCCUGAUUUCAACAAGAGACUAAAGCAGUUAACAGUCGGCUUUUUGAGUUCGACCCGCAAUCGAUAUUUCUUAAAGAAACUUAAACCCCUAACUGUCGAUGUGAGUAAAGCUUUCGAAAGUAAAUUAAUUGAUGGCACCAUGUACUUAAUUGACAGCGAACAAUCCUGUGAAGGUACAUCAAUAGUUGAAGUAAAAGAUGACAUAAUAUGGCAUAUUUCGUCGCGUUCCCGAGAAUCUCCAGAAAAAGACAGACACUUGCGACCUUAUACAGGUGUGAGACAAUAUCGAAAUGUUAAUAAACCGAUGCCUAGAGUAUUUAAACAGACAAAUUUUCUCGAUCAACCUGUUACAACAAAAUCUGGUCCUGAGAAAAGUAAUAAAAAGAUUACUCCUUAUUAUUACUUUUCACAAUGGAAAAAUAAGCCAAUGUCGAGCACGCAAAGCACAAUUACAGAUGUCGACGAUGAUGUUUUACUUACGGUAGAUUCGCUCAAUAAAAUGUUGAACAUAAUGAAGACCGAUACAGUUGAAGAAAGUGAAAAACUAACAGCAGGAAGUGAAGGACUAAUAAUGGAACGAGAAGUAGAAGUAAAGCGUGGAUUAGAAGAAGACAAUUCUAGGAAACAAAAAUCUCAAGAUUCGAUAGAGAAAACUUCUUCAAAUAAUGAAGCUGAACUUAUGAUUGGUGAGGGCGAUAAAUCGAUAAACCUUUCCCCACCAAAAGUGGGUGUGUUUGGUUAUUGCUGUUGGGUGCGAUAUAAAAUUAACUGUCCCAGCAGUAAUCUGAGGCAUACAUGUCCUUAUACAUGUGAGUGCUGCUGUCGCAUGGAAUCGAUUGAAACGAAAAUACAAAGGCCACAGAUUAAAACUACAUAUGUUCGUAAAAAAUCAACCGCACCACCACUACAUUCAAUAAAUUCUAAUACUAGUAUAAGAUUGCAUGAACGAAAAAAAUCUGAAAUUUCUACACAAUGUGAUCCCGGUCAACCUGCACUCUCAGAAAGUGUAACGAAUAAUUCACAAGAAAAUGCUCAAUUGGCUGAUGAGACUAAUUUAUUCUCAAUUAUUACUAAAAUUGAUCGAACAAAAGAAUCAAAAUCUGUAAAUGAGGGUAUAACUUAUAAAGAUUUAUCAUGUAAUGAAAGUAAUGAUGAAAGGGUCAAAAAACCUCGAAUGAGUUUGCUACCAACGAGUGCUUUAACAUAUACUAACAAUGUGCUACCCUCAAGAUCAGUGAUUAACAAACCAACGUCGAAACCUCCUGUUCCAUUAGAACCGCGUAAAAAAAAUAUAAUCGUGAAAAAAUAUGUUCAGCGGCCUCAAUUAAUUGAGCCAGUUCCAUCGCAUAGCCUCAAGAAACACCAAUCAAUGGAAAAUUUGAUAUAUCCAAAUGCCAUACAGAAAUCUGAAGAUGAAACAGUAAACCCUUUAUUUUUGGGGGAUAAUAAUAAACUUUUAAGGGAAUGCAAAAUUCCAUCUACUUUAAAUUCAUGGAACAUUAAAAAAACAGUUCAGGUUCAGAAGCUUAAUCCGGGUAUUACCGUGCCUGAAGGUGUACACAUUAUAUUACAAGAAAGUGGUCAACUUACUUAUGCAGUGGAUCCUGUAGCCAAUGUAAGUCCUGAGGCAUUGACCAAUAUGCCUGCUUUAUUAGCAGCUAUACAAAAGGAUCUGGAUUCAACGAAAGCGCUGAAUACAACCUCACCUAGCCAUUUACAAACGGCUGUUAAUGGAACUUCCAUUACCACUAUAUCGCCAGGAAAUGAUGUAAAAGAACUAAAUUCAGUUACAUCACCCGCUCUUAUAAAAAAGCCACCAAUGAUUUAUGUAGAAAAAAUAACAGUAUUAACGGAAGAUCAAAAUGAUUAACAGGAUGGAGAAAAUGACCUUCCAGCAUUCAAUAUAUCGAAACCUACACAAUCGUUGCAAGAUAGUUUCCAUUUGGGAAACACAGCUAAAUCCAUAAGGAUUUCAAAUCUGUACAUAAAAAAAAACCGGCUAAGUGCGAGUCGGACUCGCCCACGAGGGUUCCGUACAAACCUGUAGGCUUAGAUUAAAACAAAAAGGG